Messenger RNA from Prunus armeniaca (apricot), 2451 nucleotides. Lineage: Eukaryota; Viridiplantae; Streptophyta; Magnoliopsida; Rosales; Rosaceae. The record is from the annotation of a GenBank genome assembly.
AUGGAAGGGCCUGCAUCUCCUUCUUCAACGCAAUCACAACGGCAGCGUUUGGACGAAGCUAGGGUUUCAGAGAUGGAGAUUCAACCUCCACUGACCAACCAAGACACCUCCACCGUCUGGGACUGGGGAGAUCUCCUCGACUUCACCGUCGACGACGACCUAUCGAUCUCGUGGGGCUCCGUCGAGAUCGACCCGGCUCCGGCUCUGGAAGAACUGCCGGAGGAUCCGAAUUCGAAUUCGGGUCGGGUAAGGAAGCGCGACCCGAGGCUGGCGUGCACCAACUUCUUGGCGGGUCAUGUCCCGUGCGCGUGCCCCGAGAUCGACGAGAGGAUGAUGGAGUUGGAAGAGGAGGAAGCCGGGCAUGGAAAGAAGCGGGUCAAGACGGCUCGGGCCCCUCCUGGGACGGCCCGGUGUCAGGUUCCGUCUUGUCGUGCCGACAUUAAGGAGCUGAAGGGGUACCAUCGGAGGCACAGAGUGUGCCUUGCCUGUGCAAAUGCCAGCACUGUCUUUCUUGACGGUGAGACCAAGCGUUAUUGUCAGCAGUGUGGCAAGUUCCAUGUCUUAUCAGAUUUUGAUGAAGGUAAGCGGAGCUGUCGAAGAAAACUAGAGCGUCAUAAUAACAGACGACGAAGGAAACCUACUAAUUCCAAAGGAGGGAUUAGAAAGGAAUCUCAAAGGGAAAUUCAAAUUGAAGAUACCAAUUGUGAUGGUGGAGCAGGAGAAGACAGUAUACAGUUAGGCAGUCAGUUAAAUGACAAGGAAGAAUUGCCAGAGUCUGAAGGUGGACGUAUUUCUACCCUCAGUUCAGUGCCUGAUUCCCAGAUUGUCCAUAGUGAUGGUGGUGCAUCUCUGGUAGCUUCUGGUGAAACCCAAAUGGAUGGAAGAAAACAUGAUUCUAACAACUCUCUUUCUCCGCCAAAUUGUGAUAAAAGUGCCUACUCUUCUAUGUGUCCGACAGGUCGCAUCUCAUUCAAACUCUAUGAUUGGAAUCCAGCAGAGUUCCCUCGAAGACUUCGGCACCAAAUAUUCCAAUGGUUGGCCAGUAUGCCGGUUGAGUUGGAGGGGUAUAUCCGCCCUGGAUGUACUAUCUUGACUGUUUUUAUUGCAAUGCCAAAGUUUAUGUGGAUGAAGUUACUUGAAGAUCCUGUAUCAUAUGUACAUGACUUUGUUGUUGUACCUGGAAGGAUGCUGUCUGGGAGAGGCAAUAUACUUGUUUAUCUAAAUGACAUGAUUUUCCGUGUUGUGAAAGAUGGGACUUCUGUAAUAAAAGGGAAAGUUGAGAUGCGGGCCCCAAGGCUUCAUUACGUUCAUCCUAGAUAUUUUGAGGCAGGCAAGCCCAUGGAGUUUGUUGCCUGUGGAAGUGAUUUAUUACAACCCAAAUUUCGGUUUCUUGUAUCCUUCUCUGGAAAGUAUCUGGCAUAUAAUUACUAUCCUGAAUCUUCUCCUAGUCAGAUUGAAGGAGACACUGCUACUAACUUAGACCAUCAAUUAUACAAGAUACAUGUCCCUCAGACUGAAGCAAAUUGUUUUGGUCCUGCAUUUAUUGAGAUUGAGAAUGAAUCUGGCUUAUCGAACUUUCUACCCAUACUCAUCGCAGACAAAGAGGUUUGUGCAGAAAUGAAUACUAUUCAGAAGAGAUAUGAAGAAUCUUUCUCUUUGCAAGGAUCACGCUUUUCUUCUAGUGGUUCUCUAUCAGACUCUUGUGAAGCAUCUUCCCUGGGACACACAGCUUUUUCUGAAGUUAUUUUAGAUAUAGCAUGGUUACUUAAAAAGCCCUCAUCAGAAAAUUUUCAACAGAUCAUGACUGCUUCACAGAUCCAAAGAUUCAACUAUUUAUUGAACUUUUUGAUAUCCAUUAAGUCAACAACCAUAUUGGAGAAAGUUUCACAAAAUUUGAAGACUCUGAUGGAUAACAUGGAGUUACACAGUGCAAAUGAUGGCACCAGUGAUGCUGACAUGAGGCUCUUAAAGAAUUACAUGGAUUAUGCCCAUGAUCGUCAAAAAAUUGACAACUCAGGGGUUUUAGUACCAUGGUCUGGAAGAUUGGUGCAAAAAGAGGAUAUUGUUUCUCAAAGUCAAAGCUGCUUUCAGAAUGUCGGAAAUUUGGUUGUUCCGUUACAAUGUCAGGAUACGGAGAUAACUGUGGAUGGUAGGGUGGAUGUGAUGGUUGGUUCAACUUCUCAUGAGAGAAGUGAAACUGUUCCACUCUUGAGUAAAAAAGCAGUCAUGAAAGCUAGCCUGAUCAAGAAAUGGCCAAGAGUGGCUAACUGGUGCACUUCUGGGGAGGUCUCAAUGUGCCGCUCUAGUGGGGUGUUCUUGAGAUUUCGCCCUGCACUUUAUGUAAUUUGUGCUGCAGCUAUCUGUUUAGGAUUUUGUGCAGUCCUCUUUCAUCCUCACAAGGUUAGUGAAUUUGCAGUAACAAUGCGCAGAUGUUUAUUUGACAACUUUUAG